This is a messenger RNA of Nymphaea colorata (pocket water lily), 1377 nucleotides long. RefSeq names its product transcription factor RF2b-like. Bases 148 to 1212 code for a protein of 354 amino acids. Gene Ontology annotation, molecular function: DNA-binding transcription factor activity. The record is from RefSeq and is a predicted model, not a curated record. Gene Ontology annotation, biological process: regulation of DNA-templated transcription. The transcript has 4 exons. Gene Ontology annotation, cellular component: nucleus. NCBI's taxonomy places the organism in Eukaryota, Viridiplantae, Streptophyta, Magnoliopsida, Nymphaeales, Nymphaeaceae.
CCGUUGUCCCACGGAGGGCUUCCUGUUCUCUCUCCCUCUCUCUGAGUUGAGGGAAACGGCAAAAGCACACUUCAUCAUCGAAUGGGAGUAGUAGAAGGGCGGACCAACCCGCGUUCCGGCGAUUGAUCUCGAAUUUCUCCGACCGUUAUGGAGACCCAGUUCUCCGGCGGGGGCGCCGGAGGUUCCUUAUCUGGCGGAAAUUCCGGCAGGGAAACCCUCGAUCAGAUGGCGGACAACCCACGACGGGGCUCGCACCGCCGAGCCCACUCGGAAAUCGCCUUCCGACUGCCGGACGAUUUCCUAUUCGACGUUGACGCUGAAUUACCGUUCCUUGACGUCCCAUCGCUCUCUGAGGACAACAAUUCCGGAGACGGGUUGCAGUUUCUGGCGCUCAUGGACACCGAGAAGUCCCCGGAGCCCACGAGCGUAGUCAAGGAGGAGGUUGGAUCUGGUGGAGGAGGAGGUGCCACACACUUGAGAAGUUUGUCUAUGGACGCGGCAUUCCUGGACGGCCUGGGGUUCAAGGCAGGAGCAGCGGAGAACGGGGCCCCGACAGCGCCGAUGCCGGAAGCUGGGUGGAGACCGCAGCACCGGAGGGCCGGAUCGGUCGAUGGGUUUCCAGGGCCUUCAUCGUUUCCGGUUGCGGUGGAGUCGGUGGCGGACGUGAAGAAGGCGAUGCCUGCGGAUAAGCUCGCCGAGCUCUCUCUAAUCGAUCCAAGGAGGGCUAAAAGAAUUCUUGCCAACCGGCAAUCUGCCGCACGGUCAAAGGAGCGAAAGAUACGUUAUACAAGUGAGCUAGAAAGGAAGGUACAGACACUUCAGACAGAGGCAACUACAUUGUCAGCGCAGCUUACGCUGCUUCAGAGGGAUACUAAUGGGCUGACAGUUGAGAACAAGGAACUCAAACUACGUUUGCAAGCUAUGGAGCAACAAGCACAUCUUCGUGAUGCCCUGAACGAAGCAUUGAGGGAAGAAGUCCAACGACUAAAGAUUGCAACUGGACAAGUACCACCUAUGAAUGGAAACAGUUUCAGCAGGGGCAUGCCACAGGCGAAUGCGCCAUUCUUCCGUCAGAAUCUGCAACUGCAUCAUCUAGGUCGAGCCCAUGUUCAGCAUCCCCAUUUGUGUCCACCAAUGUCAAGCGGAGAGCCUCUUGCAGAUCAAUCUCAGCAGAAAUCCGUGGAUUUCACCGGAGGAUCUGGCAACAAUUAAGGCUACAAAUAGGAAUGGCUCAUAUCCACAUUGAAGAUGGAAGGGUUGGUUGAUGAACCAUGUUUCAGAGGUUAAGUGCAAAAUAGUUCUGAAGUAUCCAUGUUGUGUGUAUAUAUGCGAGACAGACUGUAAGUUCAUCAAUGAUAUCAAAGUUAACACUUAAAA